Molecule: messenger RNA, 1383 nt
Organism: Heterobasidion irregulare TC 32-1
Lineage: Eukaryota; Fungi; Basidiomycota; Agaricomycetes; Russulales; Bondarzewiaceae
Exons: 8
Coding region: 1-1383 (460 amino acids)
Biological process (GO): translational elongation; translation
Molecular function (GO): translation elongation factor activity; GTP binding; GTPase activity
Source: RefSeq, a predicted model, not a curated record
AUGGGCAAGGAUAAGACUCACGUUAACGUUGUCGUCAUCGGGCACGUCGAUUCCGGCAAGUCCACCACCACUGGGCACUUGAUCUACAAGUGCGGUGGUAUCGACAAGCGUACCAUCGAGAAGUUCGAGAAGGAGGCCGCUGAGCUCGGCAAAGGCUCCUUCAAGUAUGCUUGGGUGCUCGACAAGCUGAAGGCUGAGCGUGAGCGUGGUAUCACGAUUGAUAUCGCUCUCUGGAAAUUCGAGACCCCUAAGUACAUGGUCACUGUCAUCGAUGCUCCUGGACAUCGUGAUUUCAUCAAAAACAUGAUCACGGGUACCUCUCAGGCUGACUGUGCCAUUCUCAUUAUCGCCGGUGGUACUGGUGAGUUUGAGGCUGGUAUCUCCAAGGACGGCCAGACCCGCGAGCAUGCGCUGCUUGCUUUCACGCUCGGUGUGCGUCAGCUCAUCGUUGCCGUCAAUAAAAUGGACACCACCAAGUGGAGCGAGGAUCGUUUCAAUGAGAUCGUCAAGGAGACGUCCACCUUCAUCAAGAAGGUUGGCUACAACCCCAAGACUGUUGCGUUCGUCCCCAUCUCUGGCUGGCACGGUGACAACAUGUUGGAGGAAUCCCCCAACAUGCCUUGGUACAAGGGCUGGACCAAGGAGAACAAGGCUGGUGUUGUCAAGGGCAAGACCCUCCUUGAUGCCAUCGACGCCAUCGACCCCCCCUCUCGCCCAUCUGACAAGCCCCUCCGUCUCCCUCUCCAGGACGUCUACAAGAUCGGUGGUAUUGGCACGGUGCCCGUCGGUCGUGUCGAGACUGGUAUCAUCAAGGCUGGAAUGAUCGUCAACUUUGCUCCCAGCAACGUCACCACUGAAGUCAAGUCUGUCGAGAUGCAUCACGAGCAGCUCGAGCAGGGUGGCCCUGGUGACAACGUUGGCUUCAACGUCAAGAACGUAUCGGUCAAGGACAUUCGUCGUGGCAACGUCGCCUCCGACUCCAAGAACGACCCCGCCAAGGAGGCUGCGUCCUUCAACGCUCAGGUCAUCGUUCUGAACCACCCUGGUCAGAUUGGUGCUGGCUAUGCACCAGUGCUCGAUUGCCACACUGCCCACAUCGCCUGCAAGUUCGCCGAGCUUAUCGAGAAAAUCGAUCGUCGUUCCGGCAAGGUCAUGGAGGCGUCGCCCAAGUUUGUCAAGUCUGGCGACGCAUGCAUUGUCAAGCUCAUCCCGAGCAAGCCAAUGUGCGUUGAGUCCUACAACGAGUACCCACCUCUGGGCCGCUUCGCCGUCCGUGAUAUGCGUCAGACCGUCGCUGUCGGUGUCAUCAAGUCCGUCGACAAGACCGAGAAGGCUGGUGGCAAGGUUACCAAGUCCGCCGAGAAGGCCACCAAGAAGAAAUAA